CUCUCGCAUUGCAUGUUGAGAGAUCGGCCGAGCAACAUCGCAUCCGCGUCUCUCCGCCUCUGAACGCCGGUGUUGUUGUGACUGAAGACGGUGUGCUUCAUUUUUUUACCCCGUGUCCACGGAUUUGUGUCCUUGAAAAUCGAGUGCGGUUCAAUCCCGAUUGAUUCUCGCCCAGUGAAUUUUUUAUCGUGUCCAGGCAAGAUUUGUGCGUCUAUCUGUCCGAACGGAUAUAACCUGCCAGCCAUCAUUACUCGAGGUCCUACGACACGUGAGAAUGUCUCGAGAGGCGCCCCACUAGAGCAGCAGGAAAUGCAGACAACGGGUCCCCUCCGGGUCCGCCGGACAACUGUGAUACACCCAGCGAGGAAGAUGGCCCUCGUUUUCAAGACUUGCAUCGUCUACAGCAUCCUAGUCCUUUCGGCGCGUCCGACCGUAGCUGAUGAAGUGGUCCUGAUGGACUCGACCAAAAUGUCGCCUCCGCUGGAUUGGGACACCUACUCCUACAGCACACCAACCACUCAGGGGUGGUUGCAGGAGACCUACAACAAUUUCCAAAGGGAUAUCACGUGGCAGUCGUUCAGCGUCUGUGACGUGGCUUUUGACAACGUCAACAACUUUUUGGUGACGCCCUUCAUCCAGCGCGGCACCGCAAAUCGACUCUAUGUGGAGAUUAAAUUUUCCAUCCGCGACUGUAAGGGCUUUCCGAACAGGGCUCGUUCGUGCAAGGAGACCUUCAGUCUGUUGUACUACGAAUUUGACGUGGCCGCUAGCAAGCCUCAGCCAAGCCUAGAUGACUACAAGAUGGUCGGCAAAAUUGCUGCCAGGGAAGGCAACAGCCACGGCACCGACGCCAUCAUCAACACUGAAAUCAGGUCCAUCCCUGUUUCCAAGAACGGCGUCUACUUCGCCUUCAGAGACCAGGGUGGCUGCAUCUCCCUUCUUGCAUUCAAGGUCUACUACCACACCUGUCCGGAGGUUUCCGUCAACUUUGCCAAAUUCCCUGCAACCCCCACAAGUCGCGAGGCCACGCAGGUUGAGCAAGCCAAGGGUGUGUGCGUGGCCAACUCGCAGUUCAUCGACCUCAACUCGGCUGCAUCUGGCAAUUCAAUGAGCAACACGACCGCCGCUGCCACAGGACCUACCUAUCUGUGCACAGGUGACGGAAAAUGGUUCCUGGCCACCGGAUUCUGCAAGUGCAAAGCUGGCUUCGAACCCGACUUCCAACAGCAAAAGUGCAUUGCUUGUCAACCCGGCACGUACAAAGCAGACACCGACAAAGUGAGUUGCUCACCGUGUCCGGAACACAGCACGGCCAACAAGGAGGGACAGAGGGAGUGCAAGUGCAACCCUGGCUAUCACAGAUUGCCCAACGACCCCAAGUCUAUGCCAUGCACCCAACCACCAACGGCGCCGCAGAACCUGACAGUAAUAUUCGUGGAUCAGUCAACCGUCAGCCUGGCCUGGGAGCCGCCGUUUUUCCUAGGUGGACGCGGCGACACUGUGUACCGAGUCGUCUGCGACGCCUGUGGUCUCGGGGUCUCAUACAACCCCAGCUCGGAAACUUUCAACGAGACGCGCGUUACGAUAUCUGGAUUAAACCCCGUCACCACGUAUCGCUUCCAAAUUUUCUCCGAGAACGGCGUCACCGUACAAUCGGGCGAGAAGGAUUACGCAGACAUCAGAGUCACAACAGAAGCCUCUGUGCCGUCAUCAGUCGCUAAUGUCAGAGCCACUGGUGUCAAGUCAACCGAGGUCUCAUUAGCAUGGGACGCACCUGAGGAUGAUCUGGCAGACAUCGAAAUGUUCGAGGUGCGCUAUUUUAUUAGGGGAGAGGCCAACAACAACGCUUCGGUGCAGAGCGUUGUCACUUCGGAUACGGCAAUUCCUUUCACAAACCUCAGGCAGAGGACGGAAUAUGGCUUCCAAGUCAGAGCGAAAACUACGCACGGUUGGGGAGAGUUCAGCCCGCCCGUCUUCAAGACCACUGGACAGGUUUUGGGCACCCCCUACGUCGGAGAGGAGGAUAACGUACAAAUGCGGAUUCUUGCCGGCGCAAUUGUGGGAACCGUCGUGGUCGUCGUCCUUGUCAUAGUGCUGGUCGUUCUCUUCUUCAAGAGCCGAGGUUCCGACGACUGCAACAAAAAGCAGCCGAGCGAUUGCGACACUUUGGAGUACAGAAACGGCGAAGUGCACUGCAAUUUGGACAGCCCUCCAAUUGUUACCACCCAUACAAACGGCAUGACAACUCCACUUUUCACCCAAGUCGGCGCCUCCCGCACUUACAUCGACCCCCACACCUACGAAGACCCGAACCAGGCCGUCCGCGAGUUUGCCCGCGAGAUCGACGCCUCGUGCAUCACCAUCGAGGCCAUCAUUGGCGGCGGCGAGUUCGGCGACGUCUGCAGAGGGAAACUGCGUCUGGCCGGUCGCGCCGAGUCGGACGUGGCUAUCAAGACUCUCAAACCAGGCAGCUCGGACAAGGCGCGCAUGGACUUCCUGACAGAAGCAAGCAUCAUGGGCCAGUUUGAGCACCCGAACGUCAUAUUCCUGCAGGGUGUGGUCACCAAAUCAAACCCUGUGAUGAUCAUCACCGAGUACAUGGAGAACGGUUCCCUGGACACAUUUUUAAGAGCAAACGACGGUCAAUUCCAAGUCCUGCAACUGGCAGGUAUGCUCCGUGGGAUUGCUGCUGGAAUGCAGUACUUGUCCGAAAUGAACUACGUUCACCGAGACUUAGCUGCCCGCAACGUUUUGGUCAACGCGCAGCUGGUUUGCAAAAUUGCCGACUUUGGUCUGAGCCGGGAAAUCGAGAGCACCACUGAAGGAGCUUAUACGACUAGGGGUGGAAAAAUUCCUGUGCGGUGGACGGCCCCAGAGGCAAUCGCCUUCCGGAAAUUCACCUCCGCGUCCGACGUUUGGAGCUUCGGCAUUGUGUGUUGGGAGGUCAUGUCAUAUGGAGAGCGGCCAUACUGGAACUGGAGUAACCAGGACGUCAUCAAGUCCAUUGAGAAGGGUUAUAGACUCCCUGCUCCGAUGGACUGUCCUGAGGCUGUGUAUCAGCUUAUGUUAGACUGCUGGCAAAAGGAGCGAACCCACAGACCAACAUUUGCCUCCAUUGUCAAAACGCUGGACAAACUCAUCCGCUGUCCAGACACCCUUCGCAAGAUUGCACAAAAUAGAACCGCCAACCCUUUGGCCGCGGACGCCCCCGACAUGACCCAGUUCACCAGUGUGGAAGAGUGGUUAUCCUCGAUAAAAAUGGCGCGCUACAUGGACAAUUUCCAGAGGGCUGGUAUUUGCAGUAUGGACGCAGUGGUGCGAUUGACAGUGAAAGAACUGACCGCGUUGGGCAUCACCCUAGUGGGUCACCAGAAGAAAAUUAUGAACAGUGUGCAAGCGAUGCGAGCGCAAAUUUCAGCCAACCUCUCCGAAGGCUUCCUCGUCUAGUGUGCAAAAAUUAACAGAAAUGAAGCAGAGGCGCGAUUUGUUUCUCUCGUAAAUAUUUGAAAUGGUUCCUGAUCUAAGCAUUAUAUAGAGGACUAUCAUAAAAAAUAAUUCAACAUCUGAAUUAAAAACAAGUGAACGGCAACUGUGUGGCGAAGAGACUCGACUUCGUGGAGGCGCAGAGAAUGUGAUGACGAAAGGUGUACAUAGUAUUGAGAAGAGAGACUCUCGGAAAGCUGCAUCUGCUAUUUUUGAAUGUGACCGUGAAUCUUUCGGUAGGAAAGAAGGACUCAAAUAUUGAUUAUCCGCUGUUCAAUAAUUCAUGGUGGUUCAAAUAUGUAUUGCUUUUUAGUCAGUCGGGCGUUUUCGACAAACAUUCCUCCCCGACGGGGGACGGAUUUAAGUAUAUUUGCAGCGACUUCAUUAGGUUUAUCACUUUGUUGAUUUGUGUAAAUUAAUUGAUUCUUCCGCUCGAAAGACUACCCCAAUGCGAAAUUUCGAAUUCAAAUCACCAAACUGCCAACGAGAAGAUUUUAUUUGCAUGGGAACAAUAAUAAUAAUAUUAUAUUAUAUGUAAUCUGUAAUUACAACGAGGACAUUUCAAACCCACAACUUAAUUGUGAAUUUAAACGGUCCUCGUUAUUGAUCAUUUUGAGCGUCGCGUAAUUAAUUAACUCUACACCAUUUUCUUAGCAUGGACUCUAGGGUGUAUUUUUUAAAUAGAUUCGAUCUGAUUUCCCAAAGACUUUUUGCAAAUAAAAUGGAGAUUUUAAUUUUUAGCGUUCGUAUGCGCGCCCUCCCUUUUGUCAAAAAGGUGUCAAAUCACUCGAGACCCGUCCCUACUUUAAUAUAAAUAGCGAGGGUGUGUGACUGCAAAAUCAAAUUCUCAAAAGUAAUGUCCAUGCCUGCGUGAACUUAAAUAAAUGUGCUGAGCAAGUGCUUCUAUCGUUUUUCUGCUGACAUAUCAAUGUUUUUGUGUACAAGUUUCGAUUGCACACUACUUUUCACGUGCAUCCAUAUAUAUGUGUUGAAUGAGUUGCGCAAGUGAGGAAAACAGACUACCAUGCCAGCCAUUCGAACAUUACAAGUUUUUACCUGAUUCCUCUCUUUUUUUUAAAUACUUUGCCAUCUCUUUUAUUUGCAACGACUAAAGCUUAAUGUAAUUUUAUCGCUUUUUUAUACUUUUCAAGUGGCCAAUAUUUGAACAUUUGACGCACCGAACAAACUCAAUACGAAAAAAAUACACACAUACAUUUGUACAGUUAUACAGUAGCAUACUACUUUACGUUUAUAAACUUGCAACCGAGCUAAUAAUUAUGUAUAAUUGAGCAUCAAAGAGACGUGCGGAGAAGAAAGAACCCUCUUAAUGCAUAUAAGGUUACUGCCGCCACUAUUUAAAAGAAUAUUAUAAUAUUUAUAUUAAAAGAAAACCCAGACGACCCGUGCAUUUGAGAAAAUAAAUCCAUUCACUCUUUGAUAGGGAUACUUAUAAAUGUCAAGUGUUACGACAUCUCAUAAAUAUUGCGUGUAUUGAUUACAACAGCUAUUUGCAAUGUGAUAAAAGCUCUAUACUUUUUAUUGAGAAAAAGCUGCAAAAAGAUAUGCAUCAGGGUUAUUUUUGACAACAGUGAAACGAAAGAGGACUUCUUGCAAUUCUAACCACAUAACUUGAUACACGUUACGAGAUUUAAGUAAAAUUAAAAACAAAAUGCUGUAAAUUUCCCGCUUUAUGAUGUUAUACGUGUGCAAUUCUGCGGCCAGGGGAGAUGCACCGAGAGGAACUUUCGACUUAAAAUCAUUCAGCCCAAAGGAACGAAAUCUUUGGCGUUGGGUUAGUGAUUUUUAAGUUCCUCGGAGCAUCUCUUUUCGGUCGUGAAAAAUUACUUUGCAGUCACAAAAUGAGACAAAAGUUUGAGCGAAUGACAAGUUUCUCGCUGGAUUUCACCGAGAAUGCAAAUUAUUAUAAUCUUAAUUGACAGGAAAAAAAACACACACACUACAUAUUUAUAAACAUUCCUUUGUUUGACAGCGCAAUUUUGAUUUUCUCAACGGUAUCAACAGGUUCCUAACUGAAAUAAUCAAGACAUUGACACAAACCUUGGUUGCAUUUUUCUAUAAUUUACAGCGAGUUCUACUUUUUCACUACUUUUUUUACAGGAUACAAUAACUCACUAAAUAAUUCUGCAUUUCUGAAACAAGAUUAAAUCAGAUUCUUAUACUGUCAAGUCUCUUGAUUAGCCUCUACUGCUGCCAUAUUAAUGUAACUGCAUAAAAUGACACGUCCGUAAAGAAUUAUAACAAAGCAAAACACUGGGUUAAUUUUUAUACCGAACUACAACCAAUUAACAUCAAAUUGUGCUCGCGUUUGUACAUUUUCAAUUACAGGCAAAUACAUACACGUUUUUCUCUCUCAAUUUCUUCCGCGGAUAUGAUUUCCAAGGUUAGUGUUUCGAAGCGAGUUACAGAUAAAUGAUUAAAAAUAACCGUUCAAUAAGAUUCUGGAGAAACGAGCUUUUGAGUAUAUAAGUAAGAUGAUGAGUUAGAUAAUUAUUUCAAAUGGUGAAUAUAAGUAUAUAUACUUGCUUAUCGAAACGAAAAAUUAAUUUCUUUGCUGUUGUGAACAAUUUGAAUGAUGCAUUUAAUUAAAUUUUUGUAAAAAGAACAAGAAAAUCCUCAAUCGACUCGGCCGCAGUUUGGCCGGUCGAUUAUAAAAGAUGCAAUAGCCCACUGCACUGAUGUUCCUUUUAAAUAAUAAUGAAAAUGAUUAGGUGUUACAAUAUCGACGAUACGGAAAAAAUUAUAUUCUUCAGCAAAGCAAUUAAUUUUAUUUUUGUCGCCCGGGCUGCCCAAACUGUCGGGGCAGUGUUUGGAACAGGCCUAUACAAAGACAAGCAAUAAUCAGCGUUUUUAUGACGAAAGAGAAAUCGCGAACUAAGUGUGGAGAGGAGAAAUAAAUAAAAUAAAUGGUCUCGUGUUAUUUGAGAAUUGAAACAAAAGUAAUGAAAAGCAAAUCAAAUCUACUUGUUAAUGUAUUCGGCAAUUGUUUAGUUAAUCUUCAUUUUUUUAGUAAAAAUCGACGAUUAACCAGGAUGGCAAAUUUGGAAUCUUCUCUUUGAUCUGUGAUUUAUGUAAAAAGUAUUGAUUAAAAUAUUGAAAGCGAAAAUUUUUGUUAUGACGCGCAGGAGAUUGUAUUUUAAAUUAUUUAUUUCAUUUUGAACGAUGGAAUGUAUCUGCAUGUUUUAAGAGGAAAAGAAACGGAAAUUAUCGAAGAUUUUAGGAAGAAAAAAAAACAAACGAAACUGAUUAUUUGUAUAACACAUUUGAUUGAGGCAUAAUGAGCGAGCAGAGAAAAAGUUAAGGAUCAUGUUUUUUAUGCAUUAGUUGAUGUAAAAUAUGUAUGAUAUUUGUAAAGAUGACAAAAACAAAAAUGCAUUGGUUUGUAUGUGAUGAAACUAA
Molecule: messenger RNA, 6900 nt
Organism: Neocloeon triangulifer
Lineage: Eukaryota; Metazoa; Arthropoda; Insecta; Ephemeroptera; Baetidae
Gene: Eph
Product: ephrin type-A receptor 4-A
Exons: 17
Coding region: 310-3447 (1045 amino acids)
Biological process (GO): axon guidance; protein phosphorylation; cell surface receptor protein tyrosine kinase signaling pathway
Cellular component (GO): plasma membrane; neuron projection
Molecular function (GO): protein binding; transmembrane-ephrin receptor activity; ATP binding
Source: RefSeq, a predicted model, not a curated record